Leishmania braziliensis MHOM/BR/75/M2904 is the source of this 591-nucleotide messenger RNA. RefSeq names its product putative RNA binding protein. Lineage: Eukaryota; Euglenozoa; Kinetoplastea; Trypanosomatida; Trypanosomatidae. Gene Ontology annotation, molecular function: nucleic acid binding. Bases 1 to 591 code for a protein of 196 amino acids. The record is from RefSeq and is a predicted model, not a curated record. The transcript has a single exon.
AUGCCGGAGGGUCUGACUCGCAAGGAACGCCGGCGCUGGGAAACGAGGCAGCAGCUGGAGCGCCAGAUGUCGCGACUGAACUCGAGUGCUGUGGCUGCAAAGGAGAUGAUCGUGGAGGCAGCUGCGCAGCACCGCGACACGGCAAGUGAUUUCGGCAAUGACAAUGCGGCUGCCGCGUCAGAGCCGAAACUGCGGCACGACCCCAAGUUCAAGAACGGCACAUUUUGGCGUGAUCGAAAGGAAAAGAGGGCGCGGACGCUUUUCCUUGGUGGCAUACCCUUCUCAUUCUCGGUGAAGCAGGUGAAGGACUUCAUUAGCACCGUGCUGGACUUUGAUCAGGGCUCCAGCGAUUACGUGGAUCAGAUUGGCAAGGACGCGGAGGUGGUGGAUGAGGUAGACAUACUACCGGUAAAGCACCAUAGUAAGGUCAAGCACAUGUAUGUGACCAUGGCAUCCGUCUCGCUCGCCGGCUGCGCCGCAGCGCUGCUGGACGGAUACAAAGUGGAGGGGAGGGUGCUACGGUGUAACUUUGCAGCGAAUAAGUCGGAGCGCGAAGAGGCAAUCCGGCGACGAACUGUCGCACAGCGAUGA